Messenger RNA from Psilocybe cubensis, 1956 nucleotides. RefSeq lists its product as uncharacterized. The record is from RefSeq and is a predicted model, not a curated record. NCBI's taxonomy places the organism in Eukaryota, Fungi, Basidiomycota, Agaricomycetes, Agaricales, Agrocybaceae. Bases 1 to 1956 code for a protein of 651 amino acids. The transcript has 16 exons. Gene Ontology annotation, molecular function: heme binding; monooxygenase activity; oxidoreductase activity, acting on paired donors, with incorporation or reduction of molecular oxygen.
AUGUUCCCAGUCGCAGUGAAAGAUGAUGUUAUCCCUCUUGGUAAACCUGUCGAGAUUCGAAUGGUAAUCUUUUGGACACAAUACAAGUCUGCAAAUGCCAGAGUGAACCGCAAUAAAACAAUAUGGGGUACCAACGCAGCUGAAUUCGAACCCGAGAGCUGGAAACCUGAUGCCGCUCAUUCUCAAGCCAAUCAGUCACUGUUGAUUAAGAUAUUCAACCAACAAUGGCCAUUUUUGCUGCCGGAUGAACGCUUCCGGGCUCAGUUUGCCUCGCUGAUCAGUUCUACCGAUCUUCCGGGCAGCCGUGCCGCUUCAGCCUUACCCUUCAACCCCAACCGCACCAUCAAGAGGUCUAAAAUAGUGGUGCUGCGAGAAUGCAUUAGGGCUUUAGAGCUUCGAAUGCCGCCGCUUUUCGUGAUUGCAAAGGUCUAUUACGAUCAAUGGAUGUCUGCGCUGCACGUUCUCCCAGGUCCUCCCAGCUCUAGUUGGGUAUAUGGAAAUAUGAAAGAGAUGCUUGAAGCAGAUAACUUCAUGCUGCAGGAUAAAUGGGUAGAGGAAUAUGGCUCAACAAUCUCAUAUAAAGCUUAUUUUGGGUUAAAUCGAUUUUACACUGUAGAUGUAAAAGCGAUCAGUCAUAUUCUGAAGAAUGACUACAUAUAUCAGAAACCAGAACAUGCGCGUUAUUCCCUGAGCCGGUUUUUAGGCAAUGGAGUGCUUGUUGUCGAAGAAGACAAGCACAAGCAGCAGAAUCCUGCGUUUGGCCCUGCCCAAAUAAGAGAGCUGACGGAAAUAUUCGUUGACAAAGCUAUUGAGCUUCGUGAAGUUUGGAAAAAAGAAGUAAACAGCCAAGGCGAAACAGGACAUGUAGAAGUCCUUUCCUGGCUCAGCAAAACUACGCUUGAUGUCAUUGGGCAAGCCGGUUUUAACUACAGAUUCAAUGCUUUGACUAACGGCAAGAAUGAAUUAAACGAUGCCUUCAAAGUUCUCUUUCAAUCCUCCACUAGGAUACCUUUGAUAAAGGCACUCAUUCCUGCCCUACGUGUUAUUCCAUCCGAGGGAGACACCAAAGCCAAGGUUGCAAUGACGACAAUGAAACGCAUAGCCAACGAACUAUUACGAGACAGCAAAAUGGGCCUCAUGGCAGAAGACAAUAAUAUUAAGAUGGAUGAUUACUCACUGAAAAGACGAGACUUACUGUCGCUAUUGGUUCGGGCAAACACUUCCAAAGAUCUCCCUGCCCAUCAACGUAUGUCCGAUGAAGAUGUAAUGGCUCAGGUCCCUACCUUCCUUGUGGCAGGCCAUGAGACUACAAGUGUCGCAACAACAUGGGCACUGUAUGCACUCUGCGUGGAUAUACAAAUUCAGGAGAAACUUCGCGAAGAACUUUUUGCCGUUGACACCGAAAACCCGACCAUGGAUGUGUUAAACUCACUGCCAUACCUUGAUGCAGUUGUAAGAGAAACUCUUCGAGUACACGCUCCGGUUGGAUCCAGUAUUCGAGUUGCUGUCAAGGAUGAUAUCAUUCCACUUGGUAAACCAAUUCGUGAUAGGAAUGGAAAUCUUUUGGGCGCAAUACAUGUUUGUAAAGGGCAAAGUAUCCUCAUCCCUAUUCUUGCUUUAAAUCGCGAUAAGUCGAUAUGGGGCGACGACGCUGGGGAAUUCAAACCAGAGAGAUGGAAAAGUGUCCCCCAAAGUGUUGGGACAAUUCCGGGAGUUUGGGGAAACAUGAUGAGUUUUCUUGGUGGCCCUCGUGCAUGCAUCGGAUAUCGAUUUUCUCUGGUGGAGAUGAAAGCUCUACUGUUUACCUUGCUUCGAGCCUUCGAGUUUGAGCUAGGCGUUCCUAAGGAAGAUAUUAUGAAGAAAUCCAGUCUAGUCGAUCGUCCACUCCUCAAAUCAGACGUGGCGGCUGGAAACCAAAUGCCACUCAUCCUCAAGCCAGUUGGCUGUCCUCAUUAA